This is a messenger RNA of Styela clava, 865 nucleotides long. RefSeq names its product cilia- and flagella-associated protein 107-like. The record is from RefSeq and is a predicted model, not a curated record. Gene Ontology annotation, cellular component: axonemal microtubule. Lineage: Eukaryota; Metazoa; Chordata; Ascidiacea; Stolidobranchia; Styelidae. Gene Ontology annotation, biological process: flagellated sperm motility.
AUUUAUAUAAACAGAACUUAUCUAGUGCAAAGGAGUGAAACUGUAUUAUGAACUAUUAAAUAAUAUAAGAAAACCAUUUCAUUCUGCAAAAGUUUUUUGUGAGUAAUCCGAAUCACCAGUAUGCAGCAAGGUGAAGCAAUGAAAUGGCACAUGCCGGGAUGGCGAAUUGAGCAGCGGUUUUCGAACAAUACACUUAUAGGAAAUUGGUGUGAAGAAAGAAAACAGUUUCAACGAGGAACACAUUCAAAUACAAGCACACAUUUAACUGAUUUUCGUUUGUAUAAAAAUCACAAGCCUGAUGUCACAAUUCGACGUUCUGCAUUAAUGAGAAAUGAAGGACUCCGCAAAGAAAAUCUUUUCACUCAUCAUGGGAAAACAUACAGCAACAACUUAAUAUCAUGGUAUGAUGAACAAUUUAAUAAGAGAAUGAGGGAUGAAAAUGACAGGCUACCAGAUGUACGUAAAUGGGAUGGACACAAACUCGCCUGGGCUCCUGAAAGAUCUGAUUAUCCUAUGCAAGGAAAACCAACAAACUAUGGUCUUCACAGUAAAAUGAAGGACAAGUGGAUUGCAGAAUUAAAAGCAGAACGGUCCGGGCAUUACACUACAGAUUAUGGUCAAGCAUACCAAGGACAUCCUUCAACCGCUUUCCCUAGAAGAUUUGCUUCUGCACCGAAAUAUCUUUCAAGCCAUUUUAAUCCAAUCAGUAAGCUAAACAAAGAUCUGUGGUUGAGAAGAACUCCAUUCAACAUGGCACCGGAAUAUCCACCAACAGUAACACCACCUUCUUCCUGAAUAGACUAGAUCUGAACUUAAAUUUACCUUCACUUUUUUUUUCUAUUAGGACUGCAAUGUUGAGAUUAUU